This is a messenger RNA of Paramecium sonneborni, 1493 nucleotides long. The record is from the annotation of a GenBank genome assembly. Lineage: Eukaryota; Ciliophora; Oligohymenophorea; Peniculida; Parameciidae.
UUUUAUCACAAAAAAUGAAUUAAAAGAAUAGAGAAACACCAUCAUUUUUGAAUAAAUAUUUACAAAAAGAGAAAAACCCUAAGAGACCUUUUGAAUUCUAAGUGAAAUAAUAAGAAAAAUAAGAUAUUUAUGGAGGAAUAAGAAAAACUAUUGAAUAAAAUUUUAAAAGUUUAGGUGAUGAAUAACCAAAAAAAAAUAUGAUUUUACCAAAUUAUGAACCAUCAAAGUGUUCAUCUGGUAGGAAUGGUAUAAUAAAAGCAUAUGCUGCAAAUACAAAUUAAGGACUAAUAAGAGAUUACAAUGAAGAUAGAGUUUCAAUAAUUUUGAAUAUAGUGAAACCAUAAAAUAGAUAAGAUGAAAAUUGGCCUAAAUGUUCAUUUUUUGGUGUUUAUGAUGGACAUGGAGGGUCAACUUGUGCUGAUUUUUUGAGGGAUAAUUUGCAUCAAUUUGUAAUAAAAGAAAAUGAAUUUCCAUGGAAUCCAGUAGCAGCAUUAAAAAAAGGAUUUGAAGAAGCUGAGACUCAUUUUUUGGCUUAUGCAUUGGAUUAAUAUUAGAAAGGUAAACCAGAAAGAAGUGGAUCAUGUGCAAUAGUCUGCUUAGUUGUAGGGGAAAUUUGUUAUGUUGCAAAUGUAGGAGAUAGUAGGGCAGUAUUAAGUUCUUAGGGAGGAAAGAUAGUAACAAAUUUAUCAAUCGAUCAUAAACCUGAGGCAGAAAAAUUAAGAAUAUAAAAAGGAGGUGGAAAGAUAUAUUAAACUCAUGGGUUAAAUGAAGAUGGAUAAGAAAUAGUUGGACCCAUUAGAGUUAUGCCAGGAAGAUUAUCAGUAUCACGUACUUUUGGAGAUAUUGAAGCUAAGUUAUAACAAUUUGGAGGUAAUUCAAAAGUUGUAAUAUCAGAACCUGAAAUCAAAAUCUUUAAACUAAAUCAGGAUCAUGAUUUUAUAGUAAUGGGAUGUAAAUAUAACAUAUUGAAAUUUAGCUGAUGGUAUUUUUGAUAAAUUAAAUUCAGAAGAUGUUACUGAUAUAAUAUGGAAAGAUUUAAAAAAUAAUGACAAAUUAAAUUUACAUUCUCUUUUGAGUUAAUCUGUGGAUUCAGUAUUAAAAGAAGCUAUCUAUAAAAAGAGUAGUGAUAAUAUAACUCUAUUAAUAAUUGCAUUUCAAAUUAACAAGUCUAAAGAAGAACUCUAAGAAUUCAGACAUACUAUAAGUAAUUCUGUAGAUAAAAUUGAUGAUCAUUUUCAGGUCAAUAAUAGACCAAGAUUAAGGUAUAGAUCGAAACUUAUUGAUUUAGUUAACAGAUGUAAAGGAGAAAUGAUGAGAAUUUCUCUUUUUUUAAUCAUCAACGUUUGAAUAAACAAAAUACUGCUUUGCUUAAUAAUAAUAAAUUAAAUUCGUCAAUAAAUUUGUAAAGUAGAUUAUUCAGAUAAUUACAAUCAAAAAAGAAUAUCUAAGAAGAUAUAACAAAUAAAACUAAUAAACAUAGUUAUAUUCUUUGA